Messenger RNA from Scaptodrosophila lebanonensis, 4866 nucleotides. RefSeq names its product midnolin homolog (gene stx). The record is from RefSeq and is a predicted model, not a curated record. NCBI's taxonomy places the organism in Eukaryota, Metazoa, Arthropoda, Insecta, Diptera, Drosophilidae. Gene Ontology annotation, cellular component: nucleus. Bases 686 to 4150 code for a protein of 1154 amino acids. Gene Ontology annotation, molecular function: protein binding. The transcript is spliced from 4 exons.
GUCGCUGGUGUGAGUUGAAUUUUUUUUUUGCCGCCGCCGUUUGACUUGCUACUAUAAUUGAGUGAGUGUGUGUGUGUGGUUCAAAUUUAAAGAAGUGAAGCAAACUGAAUAUCUAAAUAAAAAUUAUAAAAAUCUAAAAUAAAUUUACAUCUCAAUCAAUUCAUAAUUUUCGUACUGCUGUAUAUUUUAGAUGCACUCUCAAAAAAAAAUCAUUCUUAAUCGAAAUUUUAUAGUUAGUGCGUGUGAAACUGUUUCGCAAUCGAAGCAACGCAGCGAAGACUAAUAAAAAAAAAGAAGACGAAGAAGAAGAGAAGCCUACCACGCGUCCGUCUCUCGUUCGGCACACGUAACUGUGUUUGACAGCAACAGCGUCGUCUCCGUCGUCUUUCUCUGUGUGCGUCUGUUACGUGUUGUGCGUGUGUGUGUUAGGUGUGGUGUAUAUACAAAAUCGAUUGAACCAACACCAGAGGAGUCGAGAGCCAGCGCCACCGCGUGUGCCGUUACGCCAUUUUCAACGCAUAUUUUUUUCUCUUGUUUGUGUGUGUGUGUGUGUGCAGUUAUAUGUGAUUUUAUUAAAUUUUUUUUUGGGUUACAAAAGUAGCUCAUGGUACAAUAAAAAAAUAUAUAUUAUAAAAAAUAAAUAAAUAUAAAUAGGCAGUAAAAAAGAAGAAAAAGAGCGCAAAUUAUGGAUAAAUCGACGACAGACUCGUCAAAUGCCGCCGCAGCAGGGGCAGGCAGCAACAACAAUAAUAGUUGUAAUCAAAAUGAGGAGGCGACCGCCGCAACAACACCAAUAAACAGCAACAUGCCAAGUGCUGGGUGUGGCAGUAGCAACAACAAUGCCACUGGCAGCAGCAGCAACGGCCAAAAUGCUAGGCCCACUAACAACAACAGCAGCCGAGCAGCUAAUACCUUGCAACAUUUAUCGCAGGCUGCGGCCAUGGUAGUGCUGCCAAUGGCAAAUAACAAUGGCGGCAGAAGCAGCAGCUCCACAGCAACAUCCGCAACAACAACCACAACAAUCAGCAGCAACAUAAUUAACCUCAAUAUCAGCACCACAACUGGCGGCAAUUUUGGCGUCAGCGUCGAGCCUCACAUAAGCGUGGAGAACCUUAAGAAGAUCAUAGCCAAAAAAUUGAAAGUGGCAAAGGAUCGCAUUUGCUUAUUGCAUCGAGAGAAAGAACUUCAGGAUGGCAUGCUCAGAGAUCACAAUUUAAUGGACGGUUCCAAAAUUAUUUUAAUACCAAAUGUUGAAACUGGUUUAUUGGCUCAGCGUCCGGAGAACACGGUAAUGCAGGCGCUGGAAUCGCUAAACGACUCGCAGGUUAAUGAUUUUCUAAGUGGCAAGACUCCGCUGAAUUUGAGCAUGCGUCUGGGAGAUCACAUGAUGCUCAUACAAUUACAAUUAAGUACCGUCAAUCCGGCCAGCGGAGGUGCCGGGUCGGGAGGCAGUGCAGCGGCAGUGGGCGGCAGCAACAGCGUAGCAGCAUUGACUGGCGCCAGCAGUAGCAAUGCACUAACGACAACUGGUUCCAGCGCCAGUUCGAGCUCCUCCAGCGGUGGAUGCGUCUCCAAUGGCGGCGGUGGCGGCGGUGGCGGCGGCGGCGGCUUGAGCUCCUCGAUGCGUACACAUGCGCGUCCACGCGUCUCGCAGGUGCGCGUUGCAUCUGGAAACUCUGUCUAUCGCAUCGGCCAGGGACAUGUGCAUAGCCAUCAGCAUCCGAGUCUGCAGUACGGACACAGCCAUCAUCAUCACCACCACCACCAUCAUCAUCACAAUGCCUCGGCCUUGGCUGCAGGCAGUGGCGGCAGCAAAGUCCGUGAAGUGGAUGUGGAUCGCGCCAGUGGCAGCAACAGCAACAGCAGUAGCGGCAGCAACAGCAACAGCAGUGGCAACAAUAGCCGCAUGCUUGGCACCAGCAGUGGCAGCGGCAUCAAGAGCUCGUUCCUCAGCAAGAACGACUACGAGAGCUUGCAGAAUAUUGUGAAGAGCAUUGCUUUGGGGCAGACGCCACGUGCAGCCGCAAUCGAAGCCGCAGCUACUGCUGGCAAUGCCACAGGAGCUGCAGUUGCAAGCAGCACCGCUCUUGCGACACAACCAGCCACAGUGAAGACAACAACAGCAGCAGCAUCGCCUUCAGUGGCGCUACUGGAACAAUCGCCCAUUAAGUCGCUCUCGAAUCUCGUCUCGAGUCCCAUCAACAUUAAAACGACUACCGCGGCCAUCAAGAACAUUCCCAUUUCGUCGUCUGCUCCAAGUAAAAGUUCCUCGGCAAGCAGCAACAUUGUCGCCGCUGCUGCCAUUGCCACUUCUUCUUCUUCUACAUCUUCUACUUCUUGUCAACACGAUCCCAUAGCUGCCAAGCUCACAUCCUGCUUGUGCACGCGACUCUCCACGCCGACAGCAGCGGCUCAGUCAACCAGUGUGGCUGCCGCUGCCGCUGCCUCACAACCAAUUUUGAGCAAAUGCAGCGAAACGGGGUGCAGUAGCAGCAGCAGCAAAAACAUUGCUCCGACGUCCAAAAGCAGCAGCAAUCCAACUGCGCCUGCCUCCAUUGCUUCGAGCAAUAAUGCCCAAAUGCUGCACAAGACGGUGAACAAUCCGAUAACGCGCUCCAAGCACCGCCACCAUCAUCACCAUCAUCACCACCACCAUCACUAUCAUCAUGCCGCAGCUGCGGCAGCUGCGGCGGCAGCAGCAACCAACACUCGCAACAAGUCGCACAAUGACAGCGGCUAUGGCGCUGAAGACUCGCCAGCCGCUAGCAGCACCCCAAAUGGCACACCAAGCAACAGCAGCAGCAGCAGCAGCAGAAGCAGCACCACCGAGCUGGAUGACUCUGGUCUGGCUGUUGCAGAUACACGCACAUUGGCCGAAGCCUCGCGCAGCUUAACACAAACGUUGCGCAAACUCUCCAAAGAGGUGUUCACCAACAAGAUCGAUCUCUCCGGCUGCGAUGAGACACCAAGGAAGAGCGGCUCUGGCGCCGUCAUUGAGUCCAUGAAGAAUCAUGGCAAGGGCAUCUAUUCGGGCACCUUCUCGGGCACUCUAAAUCCGGCACUACAGGAUCGCUACGGACGACCCAAACGUGACAUAUCCACCGUCAUCCAUAUACUUAAUGAUCUGUUGAGCGCCACACCCCAAUAUAGUCGGGGGGCGCGUAUUAGUUUUGAGGCGCCCACCACCAGCGUCAUUACAGCGGGCAGUAGCAGCAACAGCAGCAGCACCAACUCCACCUCUAGUUCCGGUUCCAGCAGCAACAGCAACAGCAGCUCCUCAGCAGCAGCAGGAACAGCGCUUAGCGGACUGCAUCAUGGAUCGCGCAAGCUGUACUCCGGCAAGCAUCACAAUUGCGCCAAAUGCAACAGUCGGGCGCAACAGCAGGCAGCGACGGCGGCGGCUUUAGCCGCAGCUAACGGUACAUGCGCCUAUGGCGAGUGCAAUGGACAUUAUGUGAACAAAACAACAGCAACAACAACAGCAGCACCGCACAGCCCCAAAAGCUAUACGUGUUGUCCGGACUUGGGCAGCCACUCCUCGCCCUGCGCCGCCAACAACAGCAACGUGAGCGCCGGUUCCGGCUCCAGCACCAGCUCUGGUGCCAGUUCCAGUUCCAGCAACAUCUCGAACGCGAGCACAAGUGCUGGUGGUGCUGGUGGUGGUGCCUGUAGCUGUCGCUAUCGCCAGACUGGGGACAACAACGAGCCCUGCCCCAAGUGUGUGGCCAAUCUGAAGACGAAGUACAAGCUGGAUCAGCUGCGUUGGGUGAUGCAGCAGCAUCGUCAGCGGCGUGAGGCGCGCAAGUUGAGGAGUAUACCCUAUGUGGCAAGCGGCAGCAAUGUCGUCGUCGCCGCAGCGCAUGCUGCCGCUGCCACACAGUACAGUGCAGUAAGCAGUAAGCUAACCACUGUGGCUGCUGGUGGUGCCAACGAGAGUAGUUCCAGCACCAGUACCGGUUCUGGUUCAGCAACAGCCCCUUCUACUGCCACUACCAAGACGACGACGACGCCUCCACUCAGCAGCAGCAGCAGCAGCAACAACAGCAACAACAGCAGCAGCACAGCAACAACAACAUCAGCGGCUGCCACAGCGCCAACUAGCGAGGUUUCGCCCAAUCACAUAGUUGAGGAGGUGGACACAGCUGCUUAAGCUGCUCCCAGCACACCAAGCAGUAGUCGCCCAAGCAGUCAAAGCAGUCGAUCAUCAAUCAAUCAUGAUCAUCAUCAUCAUCAUCGCAAUUAUCAACAUCAUUUAGCAAUGCAGCAAUCUAGCAAGCAACCAAAACGGAAUGUUCUUUUAUUGUUUAUGAAUACAUACAUCUAUAACAUUAAUUUGUUUAUGUUUAAUUUUUUGAUUAUUAUUGGUAGCAAGCAAUCCAAUUUGCGCCAUUCAAGUCCUUUUUGUAGCAUUUACUAGUUUAUGCCAGGCUGGCGUCCCAGCUACCAACUAUCGAUUACCACUAAUAACUAACUGUAACUAGUUAUGUAUGUAUGUACCACCACCACCACUACUACUACUAUUACUACAACCACUACUACUACUACUACUAUGAUUAUUGUCAUUAUUAUUAUUCUUAUUAUUAAAACUCAUUCUCUGUUAUGAAUGUAAACAAAACACGCGGCAGCAAAGAGAGGAGCGAUCUAAAAUAUUUGUCUGCAAACAAAAAAACAAACAAAACAAAAAACAACUUCAAUUCAAAUUGUAUAUUGCGGGGUUCGUAACAACAACAACAAAUAUUUCUCAUUGAAUGUAAAUGUAUUGCUUCAAAUAUUAUUAUAUCAGUCUAUAGCUUGGAUCUGUGCUUCAAAAGUUUUCGAUCACUGUAACCAAAAAAAAAAAAAAAGUCGCACAAAUAAUUUUAUUCC